Molecule: messenger RNA, 1314 nt
Organism: Fusarium oxysporum Fo47
Lineage: Eukaryota; Fungi; Ascomycota; Sordariomycetes; Hypocreales; Nectriaceae
Exons: 6
Coding region: 1-1314 (437 amino acids)
Source: RefSeq, a predicted model, not a curated record
AUGCCUUACUUCGUGUCAGCCCUGAAGGCGAUUCACUUCCAUCGGGAUUCGUUCAACAACAAACCCUUUCUCAGCGUGGACAGUUAUUCCGACUACCACAAUCAAAGCCUACCGGGUGCCACAUUAAUCCUACAGCCCCGCCUAGAGGAAGAACUGCGGAGCCUCCUCCAGUCUUCGGAGUAUGCCCAGCUCAGAACCGAGUGCGCCGUUACGUCGUGUCGCAAGGGAGUGGAUUCUAUAGAGGUACCCUUCACUACCGGUGACGAAACUUUAACCGACUUUGAGUGGGAAAUAUUUUGUUGGCGCCGAUGGAUCCACUACGCCGCGAAAUGGGUCGCAGCGAACCUGCGUAUCACCAUUCCCACCCCUAAAUCUCAUCCAUACUUUCCACUGUGGAAGCUGGGGUACGAACCCGAGGAAGUUUGGGAAAUAUUCUGGCCGGAGGGUUUCCAAUGGGUGAAACUAGCACAACCUAUGUUCGAAUAUGAACUAACUUCUGAAACCUUCUGGGAGGAAGCGGAACAAGAUGCGUUGAAACAGCUGGAGGCGAGGAUGGAGCCACACCUGACUAUUCCUGCAGCUCGAUUUAGAACCCGAAGGACCUGUUCGAUUCCCUGGGAUUGUGUUGAGGCGCUUGAGCGACGAAAGUUAGUCGACGAUGCCAUGACCAUGACCAUGAGAAACGGGCUCUUACUCUCCAACAAGUUGGGAUAUAUCGCAGCAUUUUUGAGUGUUUUGGGGAGCGCCCUAGGAUAUCUGCCGCGAUUAAGAGACUGCAUCGCUCGGAGAGCCUUGAUGGAUAAUGACGGGUACGCUGGCCUUGACCGCGGCUUCUUUCUGACAGACCAGCACGGCGCUGGCAAGACUGCUCAGAUCUGGUUCAAGAUGGCCGACGGCACGAUCCUGCUCUCAGACCACAUCUUCAGGGAGUCAACCUCUAUCCUCACCGUCCUCGUUCUGGGCUCGGUUACAGCCCAGGAAGCAUCGGAAUUAAAACAGGUUAUUGACUCCGGAGAGCUACCUCCUAACAUCUUAGCCGAGAACGUCGUUAUUUUGCGCGAUGAUAAAUUACCCUGUAACUCAGUCGCAGCUCCGUGGAUCUCAGAACUAUUCCCUUGCCGGCCUGAUGAUCUGGAGAAGAUGAGCGUCUCGUUACUCAGAGGCUACGAUCCGGCGUCCUUCCGAAGGCGAUUUCAUUCCUCAACGCGCUACGUACUGGUGCGUCCAGACUUCAUCGUUUCCCCCCAGGCCAAGUCAAUUGAAAAGUUGGCAGGACAAUUGGGUCAGGUAAAGAAGCUCUUGGCGCAGAAAUAA